Messenger RNA from Xenopus laevis (African clawed frog), 2652 nucleotides. RefSeq names its product E3 ubiquitin/ISG15 ligase TRIM25-like. Lineage: Eukaryota; Metazoa; Chordata; Amphibia; Anura; Pipidae. The record is from RefSeq and is a predicted model, not a curated record. The transcript is spliced from 2 exons. The coding region runs from base 68 to 1639 and encodes 523 amino acids.
UGUUUGUCUUUGAUAAAAGGGAAGGUCGGUUUCGUUUCUUGUUCAGUUGCUGUUCCUGCUCUCAGUGAUGGCGGCUGCUGAUCUGAGAGACGAGCUGAGCUGCUCCAUCUGCCUGAGCAUUUAUACUGAUCCUGUAUCCCUGCCGUGUGCCCAUAACUUCUGCCGGGGCUGUAUUGGGAGGGUGCUGGGCACCCAGGAGGGAUCUGGGCCUUAUUCCUGCCCUGAAUGCAGACAGGAGUUUAAGGAGCGCCCUGCCCUGCCCAGGAACAGAACUCUGGGGAACAUAGCAGAGCGAUUCCUUUCUGCUCAGCCCGAGCCGGGGGACACUGGGAUUCCCUGCACCUACUGUGUCCUCUCUCCUGUACCUGCUGUUAAAUCCUGUCUGCACUGUGAGGCUUCUGUGUGUGAGACCCACCUGAGGAUGCACAGCAAGUCAGCAGAACAUGUACUGACCCAACCCACUGAUUCCUUCAUGGAGAGAAAAUGUUCUGUACAUCACAAGGUUCUGGAGUAUUACUGCUGUGAGGAGUCUGUCUGUGUCUGUGUGUCCUGCUGUCUGGCCGGAGAGCACAGGGGCCACAGGGUGGAGCUGCUGAGUGAGGCCUCUGAGAAGAAGAAAGAGACACUGAGGAAAGUUGUGGAGAAACUGAGGCCAGAGAGAGAGGAGACUGAGAGAGGAGCCCAGAGACUGCAGGAGCGCAGGAGAGAAGUGGCAGAAAAAGCAGCCGGUGAGACAGAGAGAGUCACUGCCCUGUUUAGAGACAUCAGGGAACAGCUGGAAGCCCUAGAGAAGCGACUCCUGAGUGACAUCUCCAGCCAGAAAGAGAAGCUCUCACUCACACUCACUGAUCUGAUGGAGCAGCUGGAAAUAAAGAAGGACGAGCUGUCCAGGAAGAUCCGUCACAUUGAGGAGCUGUGCAACAUGGCAGAUCCACUCACUGUCCUACAGGAACGGGAAUCACAUGGAGCUGCAGAUAAUGAGGGGGGCAGAGAGAGACAUGAUAUAAAGGUCCCUGCUGUAGGGGAUCUGGAUGUGGAUCUGAUCUCAGAGACAUUACUCACAGGCUUAGCUGCCAUUGGGACUGGGGUAAUUGACCCUGUAUAUGAGCAGGAGGCUACAGACCUGUUACUGGAUAUAAACACGGCUCAUAAUUACUUAUCUGUAUCAGGGGACAGGAAAUCUGCUUCUGUCUCACUAACAGAACUACAUUACCCACAAUCCCCAGAGAGAUUUCAGUUGAUGCCUCAGGUUUUAAGCAGCAGGAGUUUCCCCUCAGGGCGACAUUACUGGGAAGUGGAGGUCAGUGAAUCAGGGAGCUGGGGGGUAGGGGUGGCCUAUCCCAGUAUAGAGAGGAGAGGGGAUCAGUCUGGUAUUGGGAAUAAUAACAAGUCCUGGGGUUUGUACAGAUGGUAUAAUAACAGAUAUUCAGUGGAACAUGACAGUAAAUGGACAUAUUUACCCCACGUCUUUUCCUGCAGGAGAAUCAAUAUCUCAUUGGACUAUGAGGCCGGACGUCUGUCCUUUUAUGAGCUGAGUGAGCCAAUCAGACACUUACACACCUUCACUGCCACAUUCACUGAGCCCCUUCAUGCUGCAUUCUGGGUCGGGGGUAAUUCCUGGGUGAGAAUCAUUAGUUAGAAUCUAUGGCACUUUAUUAAUUGAAUAGGUUAAUCAGAGGAUACAUUAGUGUAAUUCCUGUAGAUCUAAACCAGUCAGUAGAGCCCCUCCCCUGGCCGCAUAUUGUAUAUCAGUGCUGAGCAACACUUUGCUUGGGGUGAGUCAGUUAUACAAUAUUACGUGGGUAUAGGGGCAGGAUCAUAUUAAAGCCAAGAUGCCAUAUCAAUCUGAAAUAUUAACACUGCUCUUAUGUCAGGGGAUUGUCCCAAGACUUUACUGGUUAAACUCUGAUCAUGUGACUAAGGAGAAUACGGCCAGACAAUUACUUUGUCACUGAAAGUGUUAAUUAGUGCCGCCCAUUUCCUGUAAGGCCACACCCACUGAUAUUUCCUAUAGGGCAUUGGCACAUGGGGGGAUGGGGAGCACUGUGCCAGUCACAUGAUCAACAGCUCAGUUGGGGGGCAGCAAAUUGCACAGAUGCCCCUGAACUGGGAAACCCAACAGUGGAAUUGGCACCGGUGGGAAAAUCCGCACAAUUGUCAUGUGUGUCAUUAUCCAUAGGAAGUACUUGGUAAUAGAUUAUCCAAAGUCCCUGGAGUCUCCCUUGUUCUCCGACUCACAGACUCGUUCUCCUUCGAGUAAAUGUAAAUGGAAGUUUCUUUUAAUAGAUGGGAGUUAGCGCUAAGGUAAGCUUUGGGAGAUAAGUACAAAGCACCCAGAAAAUAAUAUAGUGUAGUAAGUUCUGUUUUUCAAUGGCCCGUAAUGACCCACUAUUUGCAUUCACCAAUGGUUAUUAACUCUGUGAUGUUCAUAUUCCCACCAUCCUGGAUCAUCACAUUAUUAUUAAUUAUUCCCAGGUGGGUACUUACAAACGUUUAAUCAAAAUCUGCACAUCUCAAAUGUAUCCUGGGUGGUUCUGCCAGAUUGAGAUCCUUGCUGUGGUUAGAAAUGGAGCACGGAAUAGUAUUAUACAUAUUAUACUGAAACGUGUGUAUUAUAAAUAAAGUAUCCCCAGUUGAAAAAUAUGAGGAUAU